Messenger RNA from Prorocentrum cordatum, 3067 nucleotides. The record is from the annotation of a GenBank genome assembly. NCBI's taxonomy places the organism in Eukaryota, Dinophyceae, Prorocentrales, Prorocentraceae.
ACGGAGACCGCAAGUCGGUGUGGUGCUGGUGCAGCGUAUGGCGCAACGCAUCACUCAGAGCCAGCGGGGGGAUCGCCAUUCGGUGGGGCACGCCGUUUCCGUGGCCUUUUCGCCCAAGGCAUCUCGGGCCCAAAUGCCACUUGCUCGCUCGCGCCACAGUCGUGAAGGCUUCCCCGCCCCUCGCUCCGCAAGUCGAUCCGUCCCUCCACAGCGCGGCGGCCCCGCUUCCUCAGACCGCGGGCGCCCGUCACUUGGCAGCGCGAGGCGGGGGAGGACGCCGAGGACUGCGAGGAGCAGCCGCCUCCGGCCAUGGCUUCGCCGCCCGCCCGGAGCCCAGCGGACGCCGCCCCCGCUGCCGGUGGCCAGGCUGGCGUGGCGAGCGGCGUGGGCGCCGCGCGCCAGAGGGCGGCCGCCGUGGGCGAGGACGUGGUGGCCGCGCUGGCGAGCUUCUGCAGCACGCAGGCCGCGAGCACCCUCGAGUCGCCGCUCGGCGGGCUGAGGGACCACCUGCGGCAGGCGGGGGACGCGGUGCGGGGCGUGCAGGGCCAGGUCGCCGCGGCAUCGCGGGAGGCCGCGGCGCGCAGCGCGCAGCUGGAGCGGACCGUCGCGGGCAUGCACACGCACUUGCAGGCCCUCGAGUGCGCGCUGCGAGCGCGCGCGACGUCGGAGGAGCUGCAGCAGCUUCAGCGCGCGCACGAGGCCCAGGAGAGGGCCGCGUCGGAGCAGGCCACGCACCUGCGGGAGCAGCAGGGCGGGCUGGCCGAGAAGUGCGGGGAGCUCGGGCAGACCGCCCGCUCGGCGGCCGAGCGUCUGCAGCGCCUCGAGGGCGCCUCGGUCGGUGCGGGCAAGCGGGCCGACGAGCUCGAGGCGGCGCUGCAGGAGAAGGCGGACUCCCGGGAGCUGCAGGAGCUCCGCAAGGCGAUCUCCGAGGUGCAGGCGAGGCUGUCGGCGCUGGACCGCGGUCUGCAGGAGAAGGCGGGCCAGGCGCAGGUGCAGCAGCAGGCGUCCAGCAUCGCUGGCAUCGAGGCGGCGCUGGCCGACGUGGCGCUCGCGAUGCAGGACAAGGUCGGGAUGGACCAGGCGCAGAAGGCGGCGGGGCGGGUGGACGGUCUGCAGUGUCAGGUGGCGGCCCUGGAGGCGGAGGUGCAGCAGAAGGCCGGAGCUGACUACGUGCAGCAGCAGGUCGCAGGGGCCCUGGCCGAGGCCCAGAAGAGAGUCUCGGCGCUGGACCAGGCCCUGCAGAGCAAGGCCGACGUCGCGCUGGCGGAGGAGCUGAAGGAUGCGGUCGGCGACCUCCGUUUCAAGGUGCCAGCCGCGGAGCAGGAUAUUCGCGCGGCGGCGGAGCGCCUCCAGCAGGCGGAGGGCUCGAUCGUGCGCCUGGACGGCACCGUCGCGCAGCUGGAUCAGGCGACCUCCGAGGUGCAGGCGAGGCUGUCGGCGCUGGACCGCGGUCUGCAGGAGAAGGCGGGCCAGACGCAGGUGCAGCAGCAGGCGUCCAGCAUCGCUGGCAUCGAGGCGGCGCUGGCCGACGUGGCGCUCGCGAUGCAGGACAAGGUCGGGAUGGACCAGGCGCAGAAGGCGGCGGGGCGGGUGGACGGUCUGCAGUGUCAGGUGGCGGCCCUGGAGGCGGAGGUGCAGCAGAAGGCCGGAGCUGACUACGUGCAGCAGCAGGUCGCAGGGGCCCUGGCCGAGGCCCAGAAGAGAGUCUCGGCGCUGGACCAGGCCCUGCAGAGCAAGGCCGACGUCGCGCUGGCGGAGGAGCUGAAGGAUGCGGUCGGCGACCUCCGUUUCAAGGUGCCAGCCGCGGAGCAGGAUAUUCGCGCGGCGGCGGAGCGCCUCCAGCAGGCGGAGGGCUCGAUCGUGCGCCUGAACGGCACCGUCGCGCAGCUGGAUCAGGCGAUGCAGAGCAAGGUGGCCGUCAAACAGAUGCAGCAGUUCGAGAGUGCCAUCAUUGGCACCCACGCGCAGGUAUCCCAGCUGGAGCAGAAGAUGUCGGAGAAGGCCAGCACGAGCCAGCUGCAGCAGCUCAAGAGCGCGGUGGCGGGCGGGGAGGCCAAGAUUGAGAGCCUGGAGCAGGCGUUGCAGGAGAAGGCGGACGCCGAGCAGCUCCAGCAGGUCCGCGGCCUCCUCUCGUCCUUCGAGGCGAAGAUCUCGGGCGUGCAGCAGGCCGUCCACGAGAGGGCGAGCUUCGGGCAGGUGCAGCAGGUGAAGAGCAUGGUCGUGGGCGUGCAGAGGCAGGUGUCGGUGGUGGAACAGGGCCUGCACGAGAAGGUCGGCCCCGACCGGCUGCAGGCGCUGAAGAGCGCCCUCGCGGAGUGCCAGGCCCAGAUCGGCGGCCUCGACCAGACUCUGCAGGAGAAAGCCCCACUGGCCGAGUUCCAGCAGCUGCGUUCCUGGUCUGCCGGGCACGAGACCAAGCUCGCCGCCAUCGAGCAGGCAGUGCAGGAGAGAUCGGAGGCCGACCAGAAGAUCUGCCAGCUCAACGAGGCUCUCCUCAUGCAGCAGGCCAAGGUCUCCAGCAUCGAGCGCGGCGUCUGGGAGGGCAUGGACUGCGUGCAGGUCAUGGACGGGGUGAUCACCGCGAUGAAGACGCAGGCCAGCAACCUGGAGCGGUCCCUGCAGGACAAGAUCGGCAAGACCGAGCUCCAGCAGGUCAGCGACGCCUGCGCUUCCGUCAAAGCCAAGGUCGCCAACAUCGAGCAGGGACUACGGACCGGUUUCGAUCGCGUCAGCGAGGUGGAGAGCAGCGUGGAGCGCGCCGCGACCCAGCUCGCCAGCCUGCAGCGCGCCGCGCAGGGCAGGCCCAGCCCCCGCUCGGCCGUGCGCGGCGGACUGUCGGGCAUCGACUCGGGGGGCGACUGGGCGUGGCCGGAAACCGGUCCCGGUGAGGGCUCGCGCUCGCCGAGGAGGUGAGGGCCGGCCCCCACAGACGACGGCCGGGGGGGCGCCGCGCCGAGGGGGCGUCCUGGGCCGUCGCAGCCCCGGCGCUCCUCCGUGCGGCCCGCCUUGGCCCCCUGCUCCCUCCCUCCGACUGCACGCUUGGGUGUCGGGGGUGGACGGAGCCCCC